AUGUGGAAAACACUGCUGAGGAUAGAGCUGGGAGCAGCAGGGAACCAGGCCCCUUGCGUGCUCCCCUUCCUUCUUCCCGGACUCCGAUAUGGGUCCUCUUCGGCUAUUGAUCAGCACCAUGAACUGGCCAGGGAGCGAUCUAAGACAGUUACCUCUUUCUACAAUCAAUCUGCCAUUGAUGCAGCCGCUGAAAAGCCCUCUGUGAGGUUGACACCCACCACCAUGUUGUACUCUGGACGUUCUCAAGAUGGCAGCCACCUUUUGAAAAGCGCCCGUUACCUGCACCAUGAGCUGCCGGUCCGUAUUGCUCACCGCAUCAAAGGGUUUCGAAGCCUUCCCUUCAUCAUUGGCUGCAACCCCACCAUCCUCCAUGUGCACGAGCUUUACAUCCGAGCCUUCCAGAAACUGAGUGAAUUUCCCCCAAUCAAAGACCAAGAAUCAGAGGCCCAGUACUGCAAACUGGUCCGACAGCUCCUGGAUGACCACAAGGACAUUGUCACACUGCUGGCGGAGGGCUUGCGGGAAUGUCGCAAACACAUCCAGGACGAGAAGGUGAUCCGUUCCUUUCUGGACAAGACCCUCACAUCCCGCUUAGGCAUCCGGAUGCUGGCUACUCACCACCUGGCCUUGCAUGAGGACAAA
Protobothrops mucrosquamatus (brown spotted pit viper) is the source of this 642-nucleotide messenger RNA. Its product is annotated as 3-methyl-2-oxobutanoate dehydrogenase [lipoamide] kinase, mitochondrial-like. Gene Ontology annotation, molecular function: pyruvate dehydrogenase (acetyl-transferring) kinase activity. Gene Ontology annotation, cellular component: mitochondrion. Gene Ontology annotation, biological process: protein phosphorylation; regulation of glucose metabolic process. The record is from RefSeq and is a predicted model, not a curated record. NCBI's taxonomy places the organism in Eukaryota, Metazoa, Chordata, Lepidosauria, Squamata, Viperidae. The annotation marks the transcript as partial. The transcript is spliced from 6 exons.